Hibiscus syriacus is the source of this 728-nucleotide messenger RNA. RefSeq names its product probable ubiquitin-conjugating enzyme E2 18. Bases 73 to 558 code for a protein of 161 amino acids. Lineage: Eukaryota; Viridiplantae; Streptophyta; Magnoliopsida; Malvales; Malvaceae. The transcript is spliced from 6 exons. The record is from RefSeq and is a predicted model, not a curated record.
UAAACUAGAGCAGAAGACACCGUCUUUUUUCCGCUCUCCUAUCUGAGUUCUCUCGAGCUGAAGCCGAUAGCCAUGACUAGCUCCUCCGCUCAUUCACGCAAGGCUUUAAGCAAGAUCGCCUGUAAUAGGCUCCAGAAAGAGUUAGUGGAGUGGCAAGUUAACCCCCCUAUCGGUUUCAAGCAUAAAGUAACCGAUAAUCUCCAAAGUUGGAUAAUUGAAGUCAACGGAGCUCCUGGAACGCUUUAUGCUAAUGAAACUUAUCAGCUUCAGGUUGAUUUUCCUGAGCAUUAUCCUAUGGAGGCACCUCAGGUGAUAUUCGUUCCUCCAGCGCCUCUGCAUCCUCAUAUUUACAGCAAUGGGCAUAUUUGUUUAGAUAUUCUGUAUGAUAGCUGGUCCCCUGCCAUGACUGUGAGUUCUGUCUGCAUAAGCAUUCUAUCCAUGUUAUCAAGCUCAACUGCAAAGCAAAGGCCGGCUGAUAACGACAAAUACGUUAAGAACUGUCGCAAUGGAAGGUCUCCCAAGGAGACGAGAUGGUGGUUCCAUGAUGAUAAAGUAUAAUGAUAACAAACCUAGUGUCUAGAAUUUGUGUAUAAAAACCGAGGGGUGGUGAACUUUUUACGUUUGUCUUGCUGUGUAUGAAAUUACUAAUUAAACGUAGAUUUAAUUCGAAUGUGGUUACCUAAUUCAAGCAGCAGACUGAAAAAUGUAAAACUUUCCUUUCUUUUAAA